CAACCUUUACGCUCGCAGAUCUGGGAGGCGAAACCGCUCUGUGGGAAAGAGGCGUCUCUCGAGAUGCAGCUGCGGCUCCUUCUGUCUGCGGUUGCAUUGCCUGCAUUCAUUGCCGCUGGGAAACCAUCCGAUGCCAAUCGCCCUGUGGUCAUUGCCGGCGGCGGGCCGGCCGCCCUCGCCUCGGCAGCCAUGCUCGCCCGGCGAGGCUUCGCCAACAUCCACUUGCUGGAGAAGAUGACGAAAGAUGAGUAUCUGCGAGCGACAGACAGAAGCUAUGCCAUGGGUGUCUCUCAUCGAGGACAGGCUGCAUUACAAGACCUCGGCUUCGACCUCGAUUGCCUGGAGAGAGAAGCUGCCGUCACUCCCAGCAACGCGACCAUCAUCCGGCCAGACGGCCUUGAGGUUGUGGUGAACAUGUCUGCCGGAGGACGAAGGAGGUCUCGCUCGCCGCCAAACCGGCUGCUGACGCGGCAGACGCUUACUCGACUCAUGUACCGAGACCUGAUGGCGCGUUUCCCUCGAAUCAAGAUGACCUUCGGUGCAAAGGUGGUGGGUUGCAAUGUGGCCAACCUUGACCACCCAUCCAAAACCGCCACAGUUCGCUACCAGCUCGACUCAGAGACGGCGCCGCGGGCGAUUGGUGAUGCGCAGCUCAUCAUCGCGGCAGACGGAGCCAACUCACGGAUCGCUGCCCAUGUCGCCGAGGUAUGUGUGGGUGCUGGGUGGGCACAUUUGCAAACACCACGGUCGGUUCUAUCAUGCUAUCAUGCGUUGCCGCGUGUGUGUGCCAACAGGUCGACCCCUCCUUCCAGCAGCACCAACUUGCUAGCGAAGGACGGUUUGCCGGGGGUCUCGACAGGCGAUACAAGGUCAUCGCAUUCCCGCCGGCAUUCGAUGUCGACGUGACAACAACAAGGAGAAGGGGCGUGCUCGGCCGACGGCGGGCAGAGGAGAAAAGCGCCACACUGCACAUAGUCCCCAGCGGGUCGGUGCUGAUCCGGCAAGACCCGACAAUGUGCAGAGGACCGACGGACCGGCUGCUGCUCUACAUCUUCCAGACGGUGGCCAAGUACUCCCGAGUGGGCAUGAUUAUCGCCCACAAGGACCAUCCCAUCCUGCACUGCACCUCAGCUGAGAAGUUCUACACGGUGCUGCAGCGGUAUUUCCCUCAGUGGCGCAACGUCCGCCAGGCCAUCAGCAGGAGUGAAGCCGAGCGCUAUGUGAAGAAGCGGGUGGGUCACUUCCAGCCGCCGCGGCACUUGAAUCGGCUGCAUGUGCGUCAGCGAGUGGCGUUUGUGGGCGACGCUGCACACUCCUUCCCGCCUGACCUGGGGCAGGGGGCCAAUGCCGCUCUCGAGGUGCGGGGCGCGGGGAGGGCAGAGAGGGGAGGACUGGGAGGCUGUCAUUCUGUUCGUGUGGUGUCUGUACUGCUGCAGGAUGUGGUCGUGUUGGAUCGCUGUCUCAGAGAGACCAACAACUGCCUUGCAGAGGCUCUGCCUCUCUUCUCGCGCCAACGAGCCCCGGACGCACACGCCAUUGCGCAUCUCGCUUGGCGGUUCAAGAUGGGCGGCAGCUCCACACCACUGCUGCAGCGAAUCCGGUGGCGCACCGACUUCGUGCUCCGGCUGGCCCUCAGCCGCCUGCUGCCCUUCCUCUUCUCGCCGCCAGUUUUCUUGAUGAUCGGCGAGAGAGGGUUGUCUUACACUGAGGUAUGGAAACGCGCCGAGAGGGCCGGCCGGAGGAUGCGGUAUGCGGCUGUGCUGGUGGCUGCGGCACUGGUGAAGGCCCUGCUGCUGUUGGUGUGAUGUGAUGCGACGUGAUGCGACGAAAGGAUUUGUGUGUGUGUGUGUGUGCCCGUGACGUAUUUUCUCGUCAAUUGUCCACGAUUUAUGUAGGCAGGUGAGGUGGUUCUGUGGCAAUCGGUCACUCACUCACUCGGCAAGCUGUGCGUGCAGACAUGACGUGGUGUGUGUGUGUGGGGUGCAGUACAGUGCAUGCGAUCCAUGCAGGCUGCACGCAACGAAGUGAAGUGGUAUGCUAUGCUGCUAUGCUUUGGUUCGUUCGGUGCGUGUGUGUACGUGUGUGUAUGCGCGAUGCGGUCGGUAUGCCGACGUGCAGGUGGCGGUGGAGACCCUCAUACCACGAAUGCAUUCCUG
This is a messenger RNA of Vitrella brassicaformis, 2156 nucleotides long. NCBI's taxonomy places the organism in Eukaryota, Vitrellaceae. The record is from the annotation of a GenBank genome assembly.